AUGGCUUCGCGGCCCUCGACUCCGACGCCUCAGGCUGCGGCCGAGCCCAAGUCCCCCCUGACGCCAGAACAAGUGCGGCGGCUCGAGAUCAACCGUCUGAAGGCCAAGGCACUGCGUGAACAAACAGAGGCAGAAGCCGCGGCCACAGGGAGGCUCAAGGGAUCAGACACUACCAUCGCAGGCCAGAAGCGCUCAUAUGCCAUUUUCUCCCAGACGUCGGCACCUCCUACGAAUCGCGAUGCCAGGAAUGAGGUCAACAAUCGUCCCCUCGAGGCCAUUCAGCCAGCGCGUAACUUUGCGAAGUACGUCGACUAUGACUUCAGUAAGAUGGCAGAUACAAAGGGUGGGUUCUUGACCGCGGAAGAUGACCCUUACAAUAAGGCUAUGCACGCCGAUGAAAAGGAUCAAAAGCCCUCACACAUGACGCAGAAGGAGUGGGAGAGACAACAACUGCUCAAGUCCUUGCGGAAUCGACAGGCGGGACCUUUUGAACCAGGAAUCAGUGCCAUCACAGACCAAACCACAAGGUUGUGUCGAGAAUGCGGAACUCUCGAGGUAGACUGGAAAUGGCUUGAUGUCUUCAAUGUUGCUGUAUGCAACGCAUGCAAGGACAAGUUUCCCGAGAAAUACAGCCUCCUUACAAAGACUGAGGCGAAAGAGGACUAUCUUCUUACAGAUCCAGAAUUAAAGGACGAAAAUCUUCUCCCACAUCUCGAGAGGCCUAACCCACACAAGUCUACAUGGCACAAUAUGUUCUUGUACCUGCGCUGUCAAGUGGAGGAAUACGCAUUUUCGGACAAGAGAUGGGGUUCUGCAGAAGCUCUGGAUGCAGAGUUCGAGAGAAGGGAGACGGAGAAGAAGAGGAGAAAAGAGAACAAGUUCAAAUCGAAGCUGGCGGACUUGAAGAAGAGGACAAGAGUCGAGGCAUACCAGAGAAGCAAGAAAGGUGGCGGUGGAGGGAACUUCGGGGACGACAUGAGCGGUGGCAAGCAUGUCCACGAAUUUGGUCGGCCGAUUGACAAUCCAGAGACUGGAUUUCCCGUCAAGACGUGUACAUUAUGUGGAUUGGAAGUGGAAGAGCUAGAGUUGUAA
Messenger RNA from Cladophialophora psammophila CBS 110553, 1092 nucleotides. Its product is annotated as DNA-repair protein complementing XP-A cells. Gene Ontology annotation, molecular function: damaged DNA binding. The record is from RefSeq and is a predicted model, not a curated record. Gene Ontology annotation, biological process: nucleotide-excision repair involved in interstrand cross-link repair; UV-damage excision repair; base-excision repair. Gene Ontology annotation, cellular component: nucleotide-excision repair factor 1 complex. NCBI's taxonomy places the organism in Eukaryota, Fungi, Ascomycota, Eurotiomycetes, Chaetothyriales, Herpotrichiellaceae. The transcript has a single exon. Bases 1 to 1092 code for a protein of 363 amino acids.